Messenger RNA from Pelecanus crispus (Dalmatian pelican), 1171 nucleotides. The record is from RefSeq and is a predicted model, not a curated record. NCBI's taxonomy places the organism in Eukaryota, Metazoa, Chordata, Aves, Pelecaniformes, Pelecanidae.
ACGUCGAGAUCGAGCACACAAAGAAAUAAAGAAUAUUUUCUACAAGGUUAUCCAGAAACGUCGAAAGUCUGAGGAGAAGGAAGAUGACAUUCUCCAAACUCUACUUGAUGCUUCAUACAAGGAUGGCCGUCCGCUGACAGAUGAUGAAAUUGCUGGAAUGCUUAUCGGGCUGCUCCUCGCAGGGCAGCACACGUCCUCCACCACCAGUGCCUGGCUUGGCUUCUUCAUAGCCAGAGACAAAGCAAUACAGGAACAGUGCUAUGCAGAACAAAAAGCAGUUUGUGGGGAUGACCUGCCACCAUUAACUUACGACCAGCUCAAGGAUCUCAGUUUGCUGGAUCGCUGUCUAAAAGAAACUCUAAGGCUUAGACCUCCUAUAAUGACCAUGAUGAGGAUGGCCAAGACUCCCCAGACUGUUGCUGGAUACGAUAUUCCCCCUGGCCAUCAGGUCUGUGUAUCUCCCACCGUUAACCACAGACUCAGGGACUCCUGGAAGGAUGCUCUAGACUUCAAGCCUGACCGGUAUCUCCAAGAUAACCCAGCAGCUGGAGAGAAAUUUGCGUACGUUCCCUUUGGCGCUGGCCGUCAUCGCUGCAUUGGAGAAAACUUUGCGUACGUUCAGAUUAAGACUAUUUGGUCUACUUUGCUUCGUUUGUAUGAAUUUGAUCUCAUCGAUGACUAUUUUCCGACUAUAAAUUAUACAACAAUGAUACACACACCUAAUAACCCCGUUAUCAGAUAUAAGAGGAGGUCACUGUAAAUUCUGCAGCUAAAACCGUACUUGCUUAAGUUGUGUGAACUAACAGACUUUUGAAUAAAAUCAUGGCAAACUGAGUGGCAAAUGGAAACUGUUGCAUCUACUGUUAGGAAAGCAACAAUAAUCUACCAACUGCAGAGUCUUUGCAUCUGUUUUGUUUGCUUGCACCAUUUAAUGCUGCUGUGUAUAAUUGCUUGUUCUACAAAUGUCUCAUGGCAUUUUUAAAGAAAAAGCGUCUUUUCUACUGUUGUAACACUUUUAAGGUGCAUGCCAACUCUUUAAGGUGAAGAAAUAAGUCAUUUUAUAAAUGGAAUUCUUUGCUUUUGAAAAAUAACUGAAGAUUACUUUUCCCCAGAUAACAAGGGGUAAGACUGCAUCGCUUACCUCUGUAUCCAAUUACAGUAAAUCAGGAAC